CUUUGUCAAGAGCGGCCACUCACAUUCAGACUGAACGAAGGAAACAGCACAGCAUCUAAGGAAAUUUGUGGCUUUUGAAGCACCAGCCGCCAGCAGAUAAUGGUCAAUGAAGUCAACGUCAUCCAUGCGAGACACUCACCGGUCACCAUGAAGAAAAUUCGCACCUUUUUCAUCCUUUUGUCGGCUCUUCCAACUAGUAGAAGAAGAAACGAGAAGCGGCCUUGGACAGAGCUGGAAACCUAUUCCACUCUUGUCGACCUUCUGUUUUACGGGAGCAAAUGAAGCUGCUCCGCUCCUCGCCGGCGGCAGAAUGCGUCGGAGAAACUUCGUCGGAGACGGUGCAUGUGGCGGUCGGGAGGUCGCCGGAGAAAACCCGAAGGUUGCUCGAAUGGACGUUUCGGCAGCUCCGGUGUCCGGAAAUUGUCCUUGUUCAUAUUCACCGGCCGUCGUCGACGAUCCCCACGCUCUUGGGUAAUCUUCCGGCUGAUCAGGCAAAUGAAGUUUUGGUUUCUGCACAUCGUUUGGAAGAGUGGAAAAACACACAGAAAUUGCUACAAUGUUAUCGGAGAAUAUGUUAUGGAUCCCAGGUGCAACCUAGAGUUAUUUUAGCCGAGUCAGAGCAUAUUCAGAAAGGAAUAAUCGACGUGGUUAACAAGCAUGCCAUCAGAAUACUCAUCAUGGGAGCAUCUCCAGAUAAGUGCUUCAAGGUGAAAAGCAUGUUCAGUCAGCCUAUUUAUGCUACAAAGAAUGCUCCUUUCUGUGAAAUGUGGUUUGUUCAUGAAGGAAAGCUUGUUUUUGUCAGAGAGGCUAUUGAUUUUAGUGAAACUAGUCGGACGGCUGAGAGUCAAAGCACUGUUCCCAUGCCUGAUACAGAAUAUGAUAGAUCGAAGGAGCUGGAAAGGCUUGGUGAGGGCAGCUUGUCCCAAUUCUUUAAUGCUGGAGAGACUUCACUGUGCAAAGAUGAAUGCCCACCAAAAGCGAACCUCACGGUAACGUCAUCUGAAGCUUCACAGAUGCGAGAAAUAAAAUUAAUAGAAGAUCGCAUAUUAGCCACUAAGUUGGAACAGAUUGUGCUUAUGAACCAAAAGGAAGAAAUCACAAAAGAACUUCAAAGCGCGACAAAAAAUUUGGCUAUCCUUGAUGAUUGUGUUCGUGAAAUAAUUCAUCAUGAAGAUGAGGCAACUUCUCAAUUUGAUUCAGUAAUGUCCUCCAUAGCAGCGCUCAAGCUUGAAAACCAGAAAAUCCAACAUGAGAGAGAUGAGUAUGUUCAGCAGAUUGGAAGAUUGAGACUCCAAAAUCACAAAAAAUUUAAAAUAUGCAAUAAGUUUAUUGGAUUGGGAAGCGAUUCUCUUGAUUUGAAGGAGUUUUUGCUGUCAGAAUUGGAAACUGCAACCUUUGGAUUCUCAGAUAACUUCUUGAUUGGACAGGUUGGACAUGGAUGUGUAUAUAAAGGGGAAAUGAUGAACAGAAGUGUGGCAAUAAAGAAGUUUCACCAUCAUAGUGUUCAAGGCCAACGGGAGUUCCAAAAGGAGGUUUUUGUGUUCAGUAAAUUGAGACACCCUAAUCUGGUGACUCCUAUAGGAGCAUGCUCUGUGGCCUCAACUCUUGUCUACGAGUUCCUACCAAAUGGAAACCUCCAUAAUCGCAUUGCCUGCAAAACCCUAUCGGCUCCGUUAGUUUGGAUGAACCGAGUUCAAAUUAUAGCAGAAAUCUCCUGUGCGCUCCUAUUCCUGCAUUCAUCAAGUCCUGAAAUGAUCGUUCACGGUGACCUUAAGCCUAUGAACAUCUUUCUUGAUUCGAAUUUAAGCUGCAGGAUUGGUGGAUUUGGUUUUUGUGAGCUAGUAGCUCAUCAGAAUGCAGCAAGGCACCCCUUGCUCCGCCAAACUUCAGUACCCAAAAAUCUUUGUGAAGAGCUUCCUUAUACUGAUCCAGAAUAUCAACGAACUGGCAUUCUGACAUCAAAAUCAGAUAUAUAUUCCCUUGGCAUUAUUGCGCUUCAGUUGCUCACUGGAAGGCCCCCACAGAGCGUGGUAAAUGAGGUGCAAAGGGCUGUAUUAUCCCAUCGGUUGUCAGAUCUAUUGGAUAUAACUGCUGGGGAAUGGCCCAAGAAUGUGUCUGAAAAGCUUGCAGAAUUUGGUUUGAAGUGUACUGAAAUACGGGGAUGCAACCGACCGCAGUUGACACCUGCAACUGUGAGAGAGUUAGAGCUGCUGCACCCGAAGCAGGAGAGGCCCGUACCCGCCUCCUUCUUGUGCCCAAUUCUCAAGGAAAUUAUGUAUGAGCCGGUGGUGGCGAUGGAUGGGUUCACCUAUGAGGAGACUGCUAUCCGAGAGUGGCUCAAAAAUGGUCGUGAUACUUCACCCAUGACUAAUUUAGAACUUGAAAACUUAAAUCUAUCUCCAAAUCAUGCCUUGAAAAUUGCUAUCCAGGAUUGGCUAUCCCAAGCUUUUCGGGAUUGAAUGCUCGAGUACCAGGAUUGAUUAUGCACGCUUAUGUUAGUUCAACAAAUGUAUAUUCAUGGAAGAACAAAGGCUUAGCUUCAUCAGCUAAUUUAUACUUCUAAUAGCACACACAUAUACAUCUAUAGCAGCAGCAAUAUAGUUUUUAAAUCUUG
Molecule: messenger RNA, 2614 nt
Organism: Phalaenopsis equestris
Lineage: Eukaryota; Viridiplantae; Streptophyta; Magnoliopsida; Asparagales; Orchidaceae
Product: U-box domain-containing protein 57-like
Exons: 7
Coding region: 279-2459 (726 amino acids)
Biological process (GO): protein phosphorylation; protein ubiquitination
Molecular function (GO): ubiquitin-protein transferase activity; protein kinase activity; ATP binding
Source: RefSeq, a predicted model, not a curated record